This is a messenger RNA of Perkinsus marinus ATCC 50983, 1731 nucleotides long. RefSeq names its product multidrug resistance pump, putative. The transcript has 14 exons. Gene Ontology annotation, molecular function: protein binding; ribonuclease P activity. The record is from RefSeq and is a predicted model, not a curated record. Gene Ontology annotation, biological process: tRNA 5'-leader removal. Lineage: Eukaryota; Perkinsozoa; Perkinsida; Perkinsidae. Bases 1 to 1731 code for a protein of 576 amino acids.
AUGCCCCAUCAGAAAAAUACUAAGGAGAUUGCCUUGAAGAAGCAGCUGAAGGCUAUCCAAACGAAAAUGUACACAUCAGCUCGUGAGCAUGAUAUAUUAGGAGCAUUCAAGACCUAUGAGGAGAUUAUGUCCAAUGACGAAUUCGUGGACGCUGGCUUAACGAAAGGGAUGCAUGCACGUAUCCUUACUGUGGCUGCUAGCGAUGUUAAUCUCGAAGCUGGCUGUCCAUCGAAGGACAUCGAGACUGCCCGGAAGAUCCUCAAGCUUGCUCAGCAAGUCCUCGAUAAAUGCCCACAGCGUCAGGAGAAUAUUCUCACUGGUAUGGUGAAGUUGGCAGUAGCAGCAGGAGAGAUCGAUCUAGCCUUGCAGUACCACGAAGAGUGCUUGAGCAACUUCCAACCUCGACUCAGGAGUUACGCUCCGCUCCUGCAGUUGUAUUCAUCACCUCAGUACCGAGACUUCGACGCGGCCAUGAAGCUAGUCGCGGACCUCGAGGGCCGGGGGUUUACUCUCGGUGAGGCGGAGCUGUCUUAUCUUCUCCGAUGCUGCCCUCCUGGAAAAACUUUCGAUUUCCUCGCCGACAAGGUGGCUAACACAAUUGAUGUCGUCACCGAUUCGAGAUUGACGGAGGCUAUCAAAACAAUGGGCCAGCGGGAUCCGGAUGUGGAGGUCCUCCCUACAGAUAUUUCUGUGGAGGGCAGGUGCUCUGCUACGGAUAUCAAGUUGCGGUCUAUUGACAUCACGGAUGAGGAGCUACACGAGCUCUCAGAUCUAACCCAGCGAUUGGCGACACAAAACUUGUCCGAGGAUCAGCAGCAAAAGUUCCUCGACUUGAAGCAAUACUUAGAUUCACAAUCGACUCCGGCGACUAUCAUAGUUGAUGCAGCUAAUAUUGGCCAUAUGAACCAGAACUAUGCUGAUGGCUUCUUCCAGCACUCGCAGAUAGAUGACGUUGUCGAGCAUUUCUUAAAGGAAGGAAAGAAGGUACUUGUGAUUUUGCAUAGCAAGUGGCUCGAACAGGGGCUCGACUUGACUGUCGGUACCGGUCCUCUUGCCAAGAAGAGACGGAAAAUUGCAAGCAAACACAAGCAGAAGCUGGCUAGGUUGGAUGGUACCUUCGCGCCCGAACUAGACCCCGAGUUAACCCCGUCUCCCGUCUCAGCCAAUGAGAAUACACCUGAGAAUAUUGAGGAAUCGAUGUCUUGCAAACCCCAGAGCUCACAUACGAGUGAUGAGGAUGACGUUGAGGAACUGAGUGAAGAGAAGCGGGCCAAGUAUGACGAGUUGAUAAAGAAGUACGAUGAUAAGUGGACGAAGCAAAAUGACGACAACGGAAGUCUUUUCGAUCUUUAUAGGGUCCCUCCUCGUGCAAACGAUGAUUGGUUCUGGAUGUACGCAGCUAUUCGCUGUGAAGAACAGGCUCGAGCACUGGCGAAGAAUGAAAACCGAACGGCUGAUAAAGUAUUUGUGAUCUCAAACGAUCUGAUGCGGGAUCAUUUCUGGCGAAUGAUGGUUCCACAGUCUUUCCUCCGAUGGCGGGAGAGGCAUGUUUGCCGCGUCAGAAUCACCUUCCCAGAAGAGAAUGUUGAUAAAAAAGAGUACGUAUUUUGCAGCGUGACUGAAUCAGCUAGCGGAGAUAGGGUACCUAUCACACGUCCCGUUGAAGAUCAGCAGCCUGAAACUGAAACGAAGUGGCUUGCCGUGGUGAACAAGGCAGCCGGCUCGGAGUAA